CAAGGAAGGCGAUUUUGCCGACAGAACCUCCGUGGGCCGAGGAGGCCGAGUCGCCCAGCACCCGUGUUCGUUCCCGUCCGAUUGGCGGAGAUGUCACAGCUCAGUCCUUGCAAGCACCGUCGGAGCCUCUGGGCCACCUUCUGCCCACGCGGUGGUGGAAGCGGUGCGCGGCGCGCUGAGAUCCCACCGGUUGGCUCCCCCGCAGGCGCGCCGUGCCUGCUGUACUCCGCCUCGACGCGCGGCAGCAGGACCCUGAGGCGGCAGCGGGGCACCGAGCUCGCCGUGAGGGUGUCGUGCAGGAACGUCGCUGCCCUCGCCGGGCGGCACUUCCCAGGAGCGGUCCAGAGCAGUUGGCGCGAGGUGAUCAAGCAGAACUUCAGGCCAACGUACGAGAGUCUGGCCAGCGUCGACCGCAGGCUCCUCACGCCCGAGGACUCCCUGCGCGCAGAGAUGGAGGCGCUGGACCCUGCAGAGCGGGAGGCGCUGCGUUCGAUGCAGGCCGAGGCCGUCGCCUCCGCGGGGGCGCCCCUGGAGUGCAGUCCCAGCGAGGUGGCCCCCAGCCUGUCGAGGGCCGGAGCGGAUUCGGUGCUGAGGGAGAUCAGACUCCAGCGCGGCAUAGAUGAGCUCGGCCUCGGCACCGCGCAGGAGGCGGAGAGGCAGAGCGCCGCGGGCGUGCAGAGCAGGAUCGCGAGACUGGAGCGGAGCCUGCGGGAGGAGGAGGAGAGGCCUGUGCAGAGCGUCGUCGACGAGGUGGCCAGAAAGCGCACGCAGGAGCAGCUGCGGGCCGAGAUCGAGUCGCUGAGGAAGGAGAGGUCCCUGCUCUUGGCCGAGUUCCUCCCCGGCGGCGGGGGCUCCGAGAUCUCGAAGCCGUUCAUCUCGGGAACGGCGGCGUCUUCGAGUCGAUCGUCGCGCCCAACGUCGCCCUGAGAGGCAAGAUCGACGCGAUGAGGGCUGCCGAGGGCGAGCUUCACAUCAUCGAGCACAAGGCGCGCGUGCACAAGCUCUUCAACAAGGUGCGCGAGUACGAGAAGGUCCAGUGCCUGGGCUACAUCCUGAAGAGCAAACACGGGCAUAAACUGGGGUGGAAGAGGUGCCGACAGUUACCGCGCUGCUCGUCCUGGAGAGCUCUCGCCGCC
Prorocentrum cordatum is the source of this 1136-nucleotide messenger RNA. The record is from the annotation of a GenBank genome assembly. Lineage: Eukaryota; Dinophyceae; Prorocentrales; Prorocentraceae.